UGCAGUCUCUUCAAGAGAAUUUAUUGUUACUCUUUCUUCUAUGGUUACCAGAUCUUUAAACUAUACUAGAGUUAAAAACAAUCAUCAUUUUGUUUCUCUCUGCAGUUACCUUUUUUUGUUCAUUUCAUUUUUCUAUUGUUUAUUUAAAAUCAGUCGCCAACGAGUUCAGUGCUAACCAUCAAGAUGUCCGUUUUCCUCAUGGUUCGUCGUAGAAAGACAACUAUUUUCUUGGAUUGUAAAGAGAAUACUACAGUAUUGGAGAUCAAGAAGAUGAUCGCAGGUAUUACCAAAGUCGAUGUCGAGGAUCAACGACUUUACUACAAUGAUGAAAUUUUGGAAGACAAUAGAUGCCUCAGCGAAUAUUACAUAAAUGAUGCUACGGCUAAGGCUCAAUCGCCAGCAACGAUUGGCCUUGCUUUCAGAGAAUUCAACUCAAGUGACUCAAACAAAUUUGAGAAACACGAAAUAACCCCUUUAUCUACUCCUCCUGAGCUACCUGACGUAAUGAAAACCCCUGACAAUGCUCCAUCUCAAUUACCACUUGAACAACAUUAACUUAAUUUCUACAGCAUCUUUGGAACUUCCCGUGAACAUUAUGAUUUGAAAUUAAUAAAUUUGCGAGAGAUGAACUCCACUAAUUGAA
Messenger RNA from Tetranychus urticae (two-spotted spider mite), 643 nucleotides. It is a transcript of the gene EloB, whose product is annotated as transcription elongation factor elongin B. NCBI's taxonomy places the organism in Eukaryota, Metazoa, Arthropoda, Arachnida, Trombidiformes, Tetranychidae. Gene Ontology annotation, biological process: transcription elongation by RNA polymerase II. Gene Ontology annotation, molecular function: protein binding. Gene Ontology annotation, cellular component: elongin complex; VCB complex. The record is from RefSeq and is a predicted model, not a curated record.